CCAGAUCACUUGAAGUGCUUCACGAGAGCCGGUUGUUAGCAGAGCUGUCUUUCUCAUUGUUACCUGAGCCUUAUGUCAACUGGUAGUUUAGAUUUUGGGCUGCUGACGUAUUAUGUCCGAGGGUUGAGCCCACCAGCCUUCAUAACACUUCGUCGGGCAGGUACAAAGGACGAUCUGUGCCGGUGAAUCAGUGUUGCUCGGUGCCCGUGGAUAUUACCAGUAAUGAGGCCGUGUGCUUAGAAACUGGCGCAUAGAGAAUCACAAACCAGUUCAAAUAUCUCAGGCAAGGCAGUCGUACAAGUUUCAUCACAAGCUUCAUCGCACUGUUUUGAAAGAGACUUCCAUGAUAGUCGACGCGUUUGGGACAUCGUUCAGUCGAAUGUGAUCUUCAAUUCGAUUUCUCUCAAUGGAAAUGCGUACCACUAAUGGAACUUCAGAUUUUGCCACCGGUUGAUUUCCGUCCCCUUAAGAAAUACCCUAACGCCACGGAAGCAUUUACGGUUCUCAUCUUGUCGAUAAUGACGACCAGACAAGUUGCCUAACAUCGGAAGCGAAACUGACUGACUUUCACCGCAAGGAAGAUUUGAUGCGAAUUUUUAUCAACUUCGAUUAGUCAGGUGAAAAGCAACUAACUCAAGCAGACAUUCAUUCUCUUAGUUGGCCUAAACUGCUUGACAGUGGAACUCCAACCUGUACCAGUUGUCAAGGAAACGCCAAACAAAUUUCGAUGAAAAUUGAAGUCAUACCUGUGUGCAAGCUGUUAUCAAACCAUAUUUUUUUAUAGGCACUGCUGCAUAUAUCACGACUUCAAUCUGACUAUGAACCCUGCCGGAUCACAAACCAUAAUUUGAUUGACUCCAUUGACAUGUCGACGUGACUGAAUGCUUGGCUGAGUUGUCAGAGUGCACCACAUCUUGAUUGGAUUUAACCUCCCCAACCCUGCAUGCUCAUACAUCAUGCAGGUCGGGUGUUUUUGCCGAUAUGCCAGCCCGAGAGCUCAUUUUCUAGUAAAAUGGGGCAAAUAUUCACUGGCGUGUAUUUAAGUGGAUGUGAUACAAACACCAAGAACACAACGAGGCAUCCAUGAGCUUCAACCUUUGACUGACAACCAACAGUAUUUUGCACAAAAUGUGCUCAAACGGUAAGCUGCGUGCUUUCACCCUCAGAUUCAAGAACUUAUGGAAAUGAUGUACAAGUCAUUUACAUGUACAUGUACUUCGGAGAAUAAUUUUGAACACCACCAUAAGUUUCACUUUACGUGAUGGGCCAACUGGUUGGAUUUUGUAGUUUCAGUGCAAUCCUACCAUGGAACGUCUCAUCGGAUGGACGGAGAAGUGUGUGACCAUCACUCGGCAUUCGCAGGAAAUCUCUGACAUUCUCUGAAUAGAGUGCCGAUUAACAAGGUGUCAUGGAAACUGGAGAGGGUUUCAUGUCGGUCAUGGACCACGGGGUGGAGGUCAGCAUCGAACACUUACCAAAGAUCCCUUGCUCCAAGUUCACCAUCAUCGGCAACUCGCGCAUGCGCAACAAGAAACCCGUCCGGAAGAAGGAGCAAAUGUGGAAGGUCCCCAAGGGCUCUCGGCGACACCACACCGCCGACCAAGAGAAGAAAUCUGUUCAGGAUUUGAAACAACCCCUCAAGGUCACCGCCAAGUCCCUGGAACCGAAGUUUGGAAAUCAAGAGGAGAACAAUCGACUGGACAAGAAUGGGAUCUACGGGGACGCCUUUCAGCGGACUCUAGACCUGACGCAUCCGGGCAGCAGAGGCGGCCCUGCUCAGCGAAAGCUGGAGCCCAAACCUGAGAAAAAGAUCAUCGAUGCGUUUUACCGGGAUAAGAGCAGUCUGUUUCUUCAUCAGUUUGGAAAGAAAAACGCAGACAGGAGAUCCGGUCGCCACGACUUGUCACUCCCUUCGCUUGCCAAGGGGAGGCUAGGAACCGACAAGCCGACUCAGAGUUGUCAAGGUACCGCCCGUCAUUACUGUGACGUGGUGGGCCAGCGAUACUGCACCGCCUGUCUGCGGAUGCAUCGCCUGGACAAGCUGGCCUAUCGGUCCACGGAAGGCGGGAAGGAACCGCGCCCAAAUCCGAAAUCCAGUUUCGGGACGUUCUUGCCCAAUAUCCGGACAAAACCGGAUGGAGAUUGGACUACGGGCGCGCCGAGCUCCAAGCACGGGGCAGCAAGGACCAAAUCCUCCCCCUUAUUCUCGCAAAAGCAGUCAUCCUACGGUCCUCGGACUUGGGAGAGGGUAGGGCCGCCUUAUAAGACUCACGAAGACAGGAAGAGACGAAAAGUUACAGAUAAGUCGACAGUAAUGGUCAAACGAAUGCCAUAUACCUUGGAUAUUACAACUGAUACCGAUAGCAGACAUUUGAAUUCUUAGGAAAAUAUUGUAAUCGAAUUGUGCGGCAAUACUAACACAAAAGGUUCAAAGGUUCAAAUUUUCAUUUGCCGUAUUCAAGGGUACUUGGUGCCUUUUUGGUUUUUAUGCUAAUGCAAAUUCCCCUGUUCAUGAGCAAAAGUGUGAUGUCAUAGGCAGAAACCUCAAUGCUGCAAUUGGUUUGUGCACAAAAAGAUGCCAGAAUUUUCGAUCGUUGUUGUGUCAGUUUAUGGCAAUAAGCCAGUGAGCAAACUUUUCUCACAAAUGUUUUCAAUGAGGAAAUUUUGGGGUGCACAAUUUCAACAGAAAACACCUAAUAUUAACAGUGUCUUACUGAAAUGACAACUGCGCCCUCAGUUGUCUGGAAAAGCAUGGACAAUUUUCAAUGUGUAUAAAGAAGUGCACUUUUCAGUAAAAAAAUAACCAAAAGGGGUGUCAAUUAUAGUUUUCAUACACUUAAGAAGAUUAGAAAGUAGCACAAAAUAAGAACCGAAGAAAUAUUCACUUCAUGGGCCCAAGUCCAUACAGUGUUCUCAUUGUACAGCAUGGACUUUCUUCGUUUCAUUUCAUUGAGAAGCGGCAGGACUUAAAAACACCUAAAUAACCACCGAGGUAAAACCUAUCAAAACACGAUUUCAAAUAUCCAUGAUAAUUUAACUGCAAUGAAUUAAUUGCCACAUCAACUUGGAAAUUUCAUAUGAAUUGACCAAAUCUGUUUUGUUUAAACCAGAUUUUGCCGUCGAGGUUAUGCACUUUAGUCAAAAUUAAUGACAAAAACUAGUAAUGAAGUUAAUUGAGAGGGAAAAUAGUGUUAUAAAUUACUUGUAAUUUCCAUUAUUUUAGGCAAAACAAAAUAAUCAACUAAUUUCUCGUCUGCGUGCCCUGUUUUUUUUUUUUUUACCGCCCACCGUUUUCCCCUUUUGUCUUUUUAUUUGUUUCCACCAAAAUUGUAUAUAUGAAAGGUUAAAAUCUUGCGGAGAUGACGGCUGCUUUGGACACAAAAGUAUCAGCAAAAACGUUUUUAUUGACUUUGCCUUAUAGAAAGAAUUUGACUUUGUCAACGGGUUCAUAGUUUAUAUAUAUACAGUAUAUAUAUUUUAAAUAAGAAGUUAUUAAGAUAUACUCUUUAUAAUGAUGCGAUGGCAGUCUAUAUAAAGAAUUUGUUUGGUUUGGUUUCAAUAACGUUUGUUCACAAAAAAAACUACAACCACUUUUGUAUUUAGCCAAAUUUGCCCACUCGUUGAUGUUGUAGCACUCUCCUAUAGUGUCCGCCAUAUCUUAAAUUUCUGACGUGUAAACUUACAUCGUGGAUCAAUUGUCAUAUUGUUAACUUUUGAGAAGAAUUGCUUUUGACAUGUAGGCCCUACUCUCCAAACGUGGGCCUCUGAAAAUCGUGGGCCUUAUUGUCCUCAAGUUCAAGGUCCACUAUUGAAUACAGAUACUUACAUCCUAAAACAAGACUAGAAAUAGGUCAUUCCAUAGAAUCCAAAUGGGUGACAUGAGUUUUGAGUCUCAGUUUUACCUGAUCGUUAUGUAUAAUUUACGUGUAAGUAUAAAAAAAAAAUUAAAAUUGACUUCAGAUAAUUUUUGUUUGUUUGGCAGGUACUAAGUUUGCAUAAGCACUCUUGGAGAGAGAAGGUAUUAAAAAUGUGUCCUGAAUUUACAGAAUCGUAUAUCAGAUGUAACAUG
Patiria miniata (bat star) is the source of this 4069-nucleotide messenger RNA. RefSeq lists its product as uncharacterized. The record is from RefSeq and is a predicted model, not a curated record. Lineage: Eukaryota; Metazoa; Echinodermata; Asteroidea; Valvatida; Asterinidae. Bases 1409 to 2383 code for a protein of 324 amino acids. The transcript has a single exon.